Molecule: messenger RNA, 5268 nt
Organism: Amoebophrya sp. A25
Lineage: Eukaryota; Dinophyceae; Syndiniales; Amoebophryaceae
Source: the annotation of a GenBank genome assembly
AGGACAUCUUUAUCUUAUUCACGCCAUUUGCUUUUGUUCCAGUUUACUCCCAUCUCGGUUUUUCUAUGUUGUCCCCUAUGAUUAUUCCACCUGGGCGUGGGCUCGCGCUUUCCACCUAGGAUCCCACUCAGAUUCAGAUUAGACUCUUCGCUUACAAUAUUGCGGUCGUAUCUAUCGUGCUCUGUAAGUUCCUCUUUCUUCGUCUCGUCCAAGGCGUGACAUUGACUGUAGUUCUUAAGCAGAACAAGAACUAUAUCGAUUUGGAUAAGAUGGCGCGUGCUGCUCAGGAUCUUGCGAAAUUUCAUGUGCCGGCAGGUCAGGAUGCGGUGUAUGUCAUUCGGCGCAUGGAUGAUUACCCGGCUUGCCACGAAAAGAUUCUGGUGCCUAUGGACUGGCGCGCGAACAAGAAUGCGUACAACGGUGCAAUGUUUCGUCGGGACGUGCAAAGGGCGGUUAUGGAAUACGACAAACUCGAUUACCUCCCCUUGCAGUGCGUUAAGAUCGUUUUUCGUCCGCACAAUGAGGCGAAGGACGCCUACAGCGUGCUCUACACGGCAUUGGGACAGGUAAACCUUGUGACCGAGUCGCCUAGCUUCAUGGCAGAAAGUGGAGGCGGGUCGACGGCGGCUGGUGGUGCUGGUAAGACCAAGUCGCAGAAGAGCAGCAUCGAAAACGCCAUUUGGGCGUUAGAUGGCACAACAACCGUAGACGCAGUGGUGAAUGGCUCUCUGAGAAUGGCUAUCCAAAGACAAAAUGAGGACGAUGACGACAGCCGCGCCAAAGAGGAUCGAGCAAAGGAAGAAAAAAGCAAGGCCGCUGCGGCAAACCCGAACAAAUUUCUCGAAAUCCCGACCGGAAUACUCUUAAGACACUUGGCGCCGUAAUUUAUCGUGAGAACAAGCAUCUUUGACCCCGUCUCCAAAAAGGGCGAAACAUGUCAAAAAUGACCUUUAAGAUGAAUUUGAAUUUGCGCAAGGUCUAAUACAUUCCGCAGGCCCUAUGUACGACUCUCACUGCGUCAUGUCCGACAACUGGCAGCUUCGAGACUAUUUCAACGAUUUCGAGGAUUUUGAGGACCACAAAACGGACAACCUGAUUGAAAUCGAGACUUUCGUGAAACCAGAGGUACGUAGUUUUUGAUAUUUAUAUUAUCUCUUUAGUUUUAGCGAUCAUACGAACAACACGAACACCGAAUUUCGGCAAUAUACUACUAAAUCAUCUUUGACUAAGCUCGAUUUUCGAUGUAGUCGUGAAGAUAAAGAUAUGACAUCAAUUAGUUAGUAGUUCUUUCACUUCGUCAUGCAUCGGCAAGAACGAGUAGUACGCGUGACGAUCACCAGACUUUGUUCUCGGCUACUAAACAGAAAAAAGAAGAACACACCGUGGCGCAUGUUGUAAGGAUCAGAUCUAAAUGAAAUAUCUAUAUCAGGGCGAUCAUUCGGGUAGUGGUGGCCGCGUACUGACAUUCAACGAGAUGCUGGAAAACCAGAAUGGCAUUUACACGCAAGAGGAGUGGGAGACUGCGAUAUACAUGAUUCCGGUAUUGUGCAUAUACAUAUUCUAGAUAUAUCCAGCCAUUUUUGCGGCGAUAUCGAUUUUCUUGAUAUAGCUUCUACUAAAGCGAUGUAGUAGAUUAGAUAGGAUUAGGAAAACAAAAGAGACAAGAAAAGAAAAACAACCCAAGCACCUUAGUAGAUCCCCUCUGCUUCAGCGCUUAAUAGCGUCUCCUUGGCUGUGCCGGUCGUGUUGGCUGCUCUCUGGGGCAAUAGUCUCCGCGGUCGGUUGGUGGAUGGGAAGCUGGAUGGUCGGAAGUGAUUCCGAAACGGCUCCACCAGUCAGAUGAUAUUCUGGCAUGGGGUAGAUAUUGUUCGGAGCACAUAAAGAAGGAGGUCUUUGAUGUUCUGCAACCCGCUACGCGCUAUGAUUAUGAAUUCACUUGCAUGAUCUCGAUCUCGACGGAAGUUUAGAAAUUCGGGCCGUUCUACUUCUUAUUGGCCACAGGUUAAGCAAUGCCCUCGAAUUUUGGAUGGUAAGACACGAACGGAGGAUGAGUUGAUGACACCCGGUGAACUACACCGAAGGCGCGUGAAGGAGGAACAGAUUCAAAAGGCCAAGGAAAUGCAAGAGGCGACCGCAAAAGAAGCAGAGAAAAAGGCCCGCGAAGCUCGCGGCCUUCCACCUUUGCCGGAGAAAGAAGAAGAUAGUGACGAAGAGGACGCACGCCGGCAGAAGAACAAAGAUAGCAUCGAGUUUCCCCGUGGUCUCAGGGAAAUCGGCCAUGUUAAGUACCCGACACACUUGAGCAAGUUCUACGACACCCCUUUGCUGCGUUGCCUCGACAAGUUGGAUCGCCUGAUUGCCCAGACGCAGAGCCCCUAUGUCACGGACGGCAAAACCAUCAAGAAGACGCGCUCAUUAAAGAAUUGCGUGCUUGCAUUGCUCUCUUUCAACCGCAAGUUCACCAACAUCAAUGCGCUCUCGGAAGCAGACGGCUACUCAGCGGCGCACAAAGUGCUGUUGAAGUUCUUACUGCGCGGGCGCGACGACGCCGAAGACAGCAUGGCGGAAAUUUUCUCUGCACUCGUUCAGCAUCCCUACAUAAACUUGGAAACGCGCGAGCUAGAGUACGGAAAAACCGUCAUGGAUUUUGCGUUAGACAUCUAUUGGGGACAAAUUAGCGCAAAUUCCGACUUCCAAGCAAAACCCGGUGGCGGAUUCCCAGAAGAAACAAGGGUAUUUGAUACAACUUCUGUUAUCUUCUGUUUCAACGACGAUGAAAAAACGGCUUUGACUUUCGUGAUUUUCUUCCAACGGAUUUUAAAGAUUAUGAUCUAUUAUGGUAGGUUCAGUCGUUGGAAUUAUCAGUGUCAAAAAAGAUAAUCAGACUUUGUCUCAGUCCGCGAAAUUAGACUACGCAUGAUGAGAACACUUCUGUUGUCGGAAUUCCCUCGCUUUGCUGCAAUCCGAGUAUUUCUGACCGCUGCAUUCGGAAUAAAAGACGACAUAACUUUUGUCAUAGUUACUCUGACUCGGCAACGAACUCUCAAUGGCAGUGACUUCCUUACACAAGAUGAUCACGACGUCUAUUCAAACAACAUGAUUUCUAUUUUCCAGGAGGAUCUGCAUACGCAAGAGCAUAUUGCGUGCUCGUCUUAAGUUUUUUUUUACGAGCUAUUCUCGUUGAGCUGGCUUCAAAACGAAACUCUGACUCGGAAGAAAAACUAAAUAUUUUAUUCUCAACAAUUUUAUUUCAGUUCCUGCGCGAGAUCCAGCGGACAAAGGUGAUUGGACCAGAGCGCAAAUAUCUGCGACACACCAUAAUGCAUGAGCUGUUUGAGCCUUUCUGGAUUCGAGACUCGAAGAUGCGACCAGUAAAACCAAAGCCUUACUUGAAAUGCUUCCGUAACCGCCGAAACGAGAAGGAUUUUCGUACCCGACGUGAUGCGAUCGACGUCGAUGAAGAGAUGGAGUUCCGAGUUCGAGAGGCCCGCUUGUUGAAGAACUACAAGUUUGUCGAUGCUUUGGGCGUUUCGUUGAGUUGGGACGUGCUGGACGUGCACAAUGCACGCGCGCGAGACCAAGACACGCGCUUCGACGGACUGCAGAUGAUCGACUUCAUUAAGAACUCGACAUUUCGACGCAUCCGCAGGAAGCAGGUGAUUUUGCGCGCGUUUCAUUCCUUUUUGGCCCGCAGCAUUGCGAUAGACAUCCAGAAAAGCUGGGGCAUUCUGCUGCAUGAUUUGUACCAUGAGACGGGCGUGGAUGUGCACAUGCUGAUGACCUACCCUGACGUUUUGGACGGCAACAACGUGACGAUACACAAGCUUCUCCGCGUUGGAACUGUGUACGACAAGACGAUUGCGCUCACAGGUGAGUGUGCUGUGGAAAUGAUGUACGACCUCAAACUGGCCGCCCCGACGCGCACCAAGGACGAGCGACUGGAGGAGGAGAGGAAGAAAAAGAGCCGGCAGAAACAGUUAAAGCUGAGGUACGGCGACGAAUCGAACAUCCCCCCGUCGGAGCUGGAAGAGAAAAAGGAAGUAGUGCCAUUUUUCCAGUCUUACGUCGACGCGUCUCAAUCCUUCGUCCUAGAGUUUCAGCAGAACCGAUUGCAGCCCAUCGUUGACUGGAGCUACAACGUAAUUGCCAACCGUAUGGUCUCUGGGGAUCGAAGCAGCGUCUUUUUGGCUCUCGUGGUCGCGUAUGUUCGUUCCCCGCUGUACCGAGAAGUGUUUUCGUCCAAAGUCGGCAGACGCUGGCUUAUCUCCUUCUUUGUGCGCUACCGCAUGUUCGCCGACUGGGACGCGCCGAAUACCGAUGGCCAAACAGUACUUGGCCUAGCUGCGGCUUCGGACCGCGAAUUUCACGUCCUCAUGCAGUCCGUGCAAGCGAAAUGCUUCCAGAUGCAGGACGCAAAAAAGUAACAUGAGAUGGAGCAACAGUAAGGGAUCAAAAUAGAAAUACUUACAUCCGUGAUUAGCCAAGAUAGUGACUCCUUCUAGUUGUACUGAAGAUAAUUAGUGAUCAUAUAAUGAAAGAUAUUGUCGCUGUGGCGACCGCGACACACGACGUCAGAAAAAAACACUCAUUGGAAAUGAUCAUGAAUUGGCAUUAGCAAAUGAGUCUUCUUUUGCAAAGGUAGUUGUAGAGAUUCUGAUCAUAAGAAAUAGCUCUUGCACAUAAAGACGUAAGUAAUUGACGAUACAACUUCAGCAACAACUUCCAUAUUAAGUAGAUAUAAAAGAUCGUUCUUCCGAUAUUUUUCUUAAUAGCAUCCAUUUCAUAGUGAAAUUCAACGCAUAUCAGCUUAAGCACAGUAGACUAAUGUCUUCGAUACAUGUCGAUAUCGUUGGUUCUUUUAGACGCAUAUUUUUAUAGGAAUAAUACAUUCAAGUAUACGUUGUAUAGGAGGAUCCUUCUCACGGUUGCCAUGGAAUCGCUCCGGUAACCAAUAAGUCCUUUCAAAUUUCUUUUCUGUGAUAAUUAGAGACCACAUGUCCAGCAACUUGUGCAUAUUAUCAGGCGUGGCGAUAGCAUGUUAAGGAAUCCAUUCAAACUAGCAACAGUAAGCUAAAGCUACACAUGAUUUCUCCUGUAUAGGUAGAUACUUUGAUACUUCUGUUGAGACGUCUAGUUCCGCUUACACUCCAUAACCACGUAUGAAGGAUUUCAAGCCUUAAAAGGGAAGCUAUAAUCACGACAAUUGAAAUCUGCGCUCGAACAAACUUUUCGCGAAAUGAAGCCACCGUCAACGAUUGGGAAGCAGCG